AUAUAGAUGAGUGUUCCUUUGAAAGGACCUGUGAUCACACCUGCAUCAACUACCCUGGAAGCUUUGAAUGUCUCUGCCAUAAAGGCUACACCUUGUAUGGACUGACACACUGUGGAGAUAUUGAUGAAUGCAGCAUCAGCAAUGGUAGCUGUGACUAUGGGUGUCUCAAUACAAUGGGGAGCUAUGAGUGUGUUUGUCCACCUGGAAAGAAACUGCACUGGAAUAAAAAGGACUGCGUUGAGACGGUGAAAUGUCUCCCUAAUGCCAAGCCAGCUCCCAAGGCUCAGCUAGUGUGUAGUAAGACAGGAGGCAUAGAGAGCUGCUUCCUGUCAUGCCCAUCCAAUACUCUUUUUGUUCCAGAUUCGGAGAACAGCUACACACUGAGCUGCGGUGUCCCCGUCCAGCAAGGCAAGGCUCAGCAGAAACGCAAUGCGACCCUGCCCAGCUGCGCAGAUUCAUUGGCCCCACCAAUCAAGCAGAAAGCUCGUUUUAAAAUUAAAGAUGCAAAAUGUCAUUUACGGCCUCGCAGCAAAGAAAAAACAAAAGAUUCUGGGAAGCAAGCUGGUUUAGACAACUGCCAGGUGACCUUUGUGAAUCUCAAGUGUGAUUCAUCCAAGAAAAAACGCCGAGGCCGUAAGUCACCAUCAAAAGAAGUGUCUCAUAUCACCGCAGAGUUUGAAGUGGAGAUGAAGUCAGAAGAAGUCUCAGACACCUGUAACAUUGACUGUGUUCGGAAAAGGAUGGAGCAGAAGCUGCAAACUGCAAUCAAAACAUUGAGGAAAUCUAUUAAUAAACAGCAAUUUUACAUUCAGUUUUCUGGGACAGAAUAUGAAGUGGCUCAGAAGCCAGCUAAAGCUACUGAAGGGCAUGAAGCUUGCAGUACAGGGCAAGUGCUGCAGGAUGGAAAAUGCGUUACCUGCAGCACGGGCACCUUUUAUAGUGGAGAACAAAAUCAGUGCGUUCCUUGCUCACCAGGAACAUACCAAGACACAGAAGGUCAACUUACCUGUGAGCCUUGCCCAAGUAACGAUGGACAGGGAGUAGCAGGCGCCCGGAAUGUGUCAGAAUGUGGAGGGCAAUGUUCUCCUGGACACUAUUCUUCAGAUGGUUUUAAACCUUGUAGAGUCUGUCCUCUUGGUACAUACCAGCCUGAACCAGGAAGAACCCUCUGCUUUCCAUGUGGUGGUGGGCUUGUGACGAAGUAUGAAGGUGCUGUUUCCUUUCAAGACUGUGAAACCAAAGUUCAUUGUUCUCCUGGACACUACUACAACUCCACAACACACAGAUGUAUCCGAUGCCCUGUGGGAACAUACCAGCCUGAGUUUGGUCAAAACUACUGCAUCACCUGCCCUGGAAACACAAGUACAGAUUUUGAUGGCUCCACCAAUGUUACGCACUGCAAAAACCAGCACUGUGGAGGAGAACUUGGGGAUUAUACUGGCUACAUUGAAUCACCCAACUAUCCUGGAGACUACCCAGCUAACGUUGAAUGCAUCUGGAAUAUAAAUCCACCCCCAAAGAGGAGAAUACUCAUCGUAGUACCUGAGAUCUUUCUCCCAAUUGAAGAUGAAUGCGGUGAUGUUUUAGUAAUGAGAAAAAGUGCAUCUCCUACUUCAAUUACUACAUAUGAAACAUGUCAGACUUACGAAAGACCUAUUGCAUUUACCUCAAGAUCAAGGAAGCUCUGGAUUCAGUUCAAGUCAAAUGAAGGGAACAGUGGCAAAGGAUUCCAGGUCCCCUAUGUGACUUAUGAUGAGGAUUACCAACAACUAAUAGAAGAUAUUGUUCGAGAUGGACGAUUAUAUGCCUCAGAAAAUCAUCAAGAAAUUCUAAAGGACAAGAAACUGAUUAAAGCUCUCUUUGAUGUACUGGCACACCCACAAAACUAUUUCAAGUACACAGCACAAGAGUCAAAAGAGAUGUUUCCAAGAUCAUUUAUCAAGCUACUGCGAUCAAAAGUUUCCAGAUUUCUACGACCAUACAAAUAGUCUACUGGUAUUCAAUUUUGGGUUACUUUACAUUCCUGUCAAAUAUUGUCUUUUCUCCAUAGUAGAAACAUUCACUAAUUUGAAGGCUCUUUUUUGCAGUCUUUAUUUUCAGUUGUAUAUUGAAGAAUACCUAUGUUUUAUAAU
This is a messenger RNA of Mesitornis unicolor (brown roatelo), 2132 nucleotides long. Its product is annotated as signal peptide, CUB and EGF-like domain-containing protein 1. Gene Ontology annotation, cellular component: cell surface. Gene Ontology annotation, molecular function: calcium ion binding. The record is from RefSeq and is a predicted model, not a curated record. The annotation marks the transcript as partial. NCBI's taxonomy places the organism in Eukaryota, Metazoa, Chordata, Aves, Mesitornithiformes, Mesitornithidae. Gene Ontology annotation, biological process: signal transduction. The transcript is spliced from 14 exons.